AUGAGGUCAUUCAAGAAGGUCUCCUCAGGCUCAGCAGGGGCGAGUAAAGGUGGAGACGAGCCCGGGAAGUUGCCGGAGCAGGAAGAAGAGGAGGAAUCCCAGGUUUUGCACGGAACGGGCCAUUGCAAAUGGUUCAAUGUGAGAAUGGGAUUCGGGUUCAUCUCCAUGAGCAAUCGAGAGGGAAGCCCCUUGGAGUCUCCAGUUGAUGUCUUUGUACACCAAAGCAAGCUUUACAUGGAAGGAUUUAGAAGCCUAAAAGAAGGAGAACCAGUGGAAUUUACUUUUAAGAAAUCUUCCAAAGGCCUUGAAUCAAUACGGGUAACAGGCCCUGGUGGGAGCCCCUGUUUAGGAAGUGAAAGACGACCCAAAGGGAAGACAGUACAAAAAAGAAAACCAAAGGGAGAUAGAUGCUACAACUGUGGUGGCCUUGAUCAUCACGCUAAAGAAUGUAGUCUACCUCCACAGCCAAAGAAGUGCCAUUACUGUCAGAGCAUCAUGCACAUGGUGGCUAACUGCCCCCAUAAAACUGUUUCACAACAGCCCACUAGUUCUCAGGGAAGACAUGAAGCUGACCCACAGCCUUCCACUUCUGCCUUCCUGAGAGAAGGGGGAGCAACGUACGGCUAUUCAUCUCCAUCGUAUUCUCAGGAGGGAAGGUCAGAGAUCUCCGAGCGUUCAGGCAGGUCACCACAAGAAGCUUCUUCAAGUAAGUUAUCUGCGUCACCUGAAGAACCAAGCAGAAAGGGGCCUUCUGUUCAGAAAAGGAAAAAAACUUAA
This is a messenger RNA of Rhea pennata, 777 nucleotides long. It is a transcript of the gene LIN28B, whose product is annotated as lin-28 homolog B. Gene Ontology annotation, molecular function: zinc ion binding; mRNA binding. Gene Ontology annotation, biological process: pre-miRNA processing. NCBI's taxonomy places the organism in Eukaryota, Metazoa, Chordata, Aves, Rheiformes, Rheidae. Gene Ontology annotation, cellular component: cytoplasm; nucleus. Bases 1 to 777 code for a protein of 258 amino acids. The transcript has 4 exons. The record is from RefSeq and is a predicted model, not a curated record.